GUCGGCCUACUAUUUUUCUUUUUUUUUUUUUUAAAUAAAUAUAAUGAGGCCUCCAAUCACAGGAAACUUUCCUCCUAUCUGUCUCUCUCCCUCACAAUAAUAUCCAAAAUUGCAUUAGUCUGUUUUCGGAGAGAGCAGCCUUGGAUCCAAUCAGUGAUUCGAAAACAAACUUGACAUUUCUAUAGAACAAGAAAAAAGAAAUUGCCCUCUGGUCCAGAUCAACAAGUUUCAAAAUAUUAUGCGGUGAAUUAAAAAAUUUCUUCAUAUAAAAAAGUGCAAAGUGAAAUGAAAAACAAUUUGGAAUUAGUAAUCCAUAAAUAAUUUGCCUUUCCCUGGAGAAUUACUACAAGUUACAAUAUAAUCUGAAAUAGAAAGAAUAUUUUAUUUAUGAAAUGGAAGAUCAAGGAUUUUUUAAAAAUAAACGAGAAAAAUGGCCUCGGCAGGAAUGUCACCGACAGAGGACGACGAAUUGACUCUUCCUCGUGCAGCGAUAAAUAAAAUGAUAAAAGAAAUCCUUCCCCACGUUCGUGUGGCAAAUGAAUCACGUGAAUUGAUUCUCAAUUGUUGUACAGAAUUUAUACAUUUAUUAUCAUCAGAAGCAAAUGAAAUUUGUAAUCAACACCAGAAAAAAACAAUUAACGCUGAACAUAUUUUACAAGCAUUGCACAAUCUUGGUUUUGGUGAUUAUAGUGCAGAAGCUGAGGCAGUUUUACGUGAUUGUAAAGCCGUUGCCGCAAAAAGAAGAAGACAAAGUACAAGACUGGAAAAUUUGGGUAUUCCAGAAGAGGAAUUACUUCGUCAACAACAGGAACUUUUUGCAAAAGCAAGAGAAGAACAAGCAGUAGCUGAACAACAGCAAUGGCAACAAUUGCAAGCUGUAGCUCAAAUGGCAUCAAUGCAACAAAUUAAAACCGAAGAAGACGAUUAUUCGUAAAAAAAAUAGAAUCCGAAAAAUAAAUGACAAAUUUGAAAACUCCCGUCAAUUUUGUGAGACAUUAAUGAACUGCAGUUUAUAAUAUCUAUAAUUAUAAGAAUAAGGAGAAUUUAAGUUAAACGAAGUGUACAAUGACAAAUUUAAGUUUAUAAUAAAAAAAUAAAUACAAUGUGAUACAAA
Leptopilina boulardi is the source of this 1114-nucleotide messenger RNA. It is a transcript of the gene NC2beta, whose product is annotated as protein Dr1. Gene Ontology annotation, biological process: chromatin remodeling; negative regulation of transcription by RNA polymerase II; positive regulation of transcription by RNA polymerase II. Gene Ontology annotation, cellular component: negative cofactor 2 complex. The record is from RefSeq and is a predicted model, not a curated record. Bases 431 to 934 code for a protein of 167 amino acids. The transcript has 2 exons. Lineage: Eukaryota; Metazoa; Arthropoda; Insecta; Hymenoptera; Figitidae. Gene Ontology annotation, molecular function: core promoter sequence-specific DNA binding; protein heterodimerization activity; general transcription initiation factor activity.